Molecule: messenger RNA, 1911 nt
Organism: Scutellospora calospora
Lineage: Eukaryota; Fungi; Glomeromycota; Glomeromycetes; Diversisporales; Gigasporaceae
Source: the annotation of a GenBank genome assembly
AUGGAAGGAAAUACAGUAGAAUCAAAUUGUAUUUUAGAUAAAUAUGGAUCUUUUGCCAGUGUUAACAAAAAUGUUGAAGUGCAAGCUUACAUUGAUGGUCAUGAUUACUUUCAAGCCAUAGAAAAAGCUAUCAAUGCGGCCAAUAAAGAAGUCUUGAUUAUGGGAUGGUGGCUUUCUCCUGAACUUUAUCUUUUGAGACCUUGCGAUAAAAAUGACGAAAGUCUUCGUCUUCACUCUCUUCUCAAGAAAAAAGCUGAUGAUGGAAUCAAGAUUUUCAUUAUACUUCAUCGAGAGCAACCAGAAUAUUUUAAAAUAGAUUCUCAACAUAGUGAAGACAUGUUGCAACAUGAUAAUAUUUUUGUCUUGAGACACUCUUCUGGUACCUUUAUGUCAGUUGCUUUCGAUAAUUUGAUUGAUGUUUUCGACUUGCAAAUUCCUAAUGUUGACUGCAUGAACUUGGCUUGGUAUCAUAAUGAGAAAAUUGUUAUUAUUGAUCAAUACGAAGGAUUUAUCGGUGGUAUAGAUUUGUGCUUUGGUCGUUAUGAUACUAAAGAACAUAUUCUUACCGAAGCUUCUAAUACUUCUGAGAGUAAUGAAAUUUGGCCUGGAAAGGAUUAUUCCAAUCCCAGAAUUAAAGAUCUUGAAUUUGUGCAUGUAUGGAAAGAAUCUUUGAUCAAAAAAUCAAAAGACGCAAGGAUGCCAUGGCAUGAUAUUUCUGUUUCUUUGAAAGGAAAAUGUGUGCUGGAUCUCGUCUCACAUUUUAAUCAGCGAUGGGAAUUAAUUAAAGGAAAACAGAUUAAUAUUUUCACUCCAGGAAUUCACAGUUCUCCGAGGCAGAUUUCUGAAAAUACGAUUAACUUUAAUAAUAAUGGUACUUGUACUGUCCAAAUUCUUCGAAGCUGCGGAAAUUGGAGCAAUGCCAUUGACCCUGAGAAAUCUAUACAAAAUGCCUAUAUUGAUAUGAUUGAUAAAGCUGAACAUUUCAUUUAUAUUGAAAAUCAAUUUUUUCUUACAUCUACUAAAAAUAGACAUGAAAAACAUUCUAAAAACCUGAUCGGUGAGGCUAUCGCUGCUCGCAUUAAAAGAGCAAUUGAAGAAGAAAAUGAAGAUAGUCGAUUUAGAAUAAUUAUAAUAUUAUCUUUACUCCCAGAAAUUUCAGGUGAUCUAGAUUCAAAUAACCUACAAUUAUGUCAAAUUGUCCGCUAUCAAUAUCAAUCUAUCCGAGGUUUGAUGAGCACUAUUUCAGAAAUUUGCAAAGAAAAGAAAAAGUUACCAGAAGACUAUAUUACAUUUUAUGGACUUCGUAAUUGGGGUAUUAUUGGAAAAAAUAAACAAGAUUUAUUCAAUUCAAAGGAUUUUAAAGACAUCUCUGCUAAAGAUAUUGUCGCUGAGCAGGUGUACGUUCAUUCUAACAUUAUGAUUGUUGAUGACAGAAGAGUAAUUUGUGGUUCAGCAAAUUUGAAUGAUAGAUCGAUGACUGGUGAUUGUGAUUCUGAAAUUGCUGCUAUAAUAGAUGAUACUAAAAUGAUUGAUUCUAAAAUGAAUGGCAAAUUGUGGAAAGCAAGUAACUUUGCUUACAUACUUCGAAAAAAACUUUUCAUGGAACAUAUCGGUCUUUCCGACGAUAAAGAUCAUUUGGUGGUAGAUCCUAUAUGCGAUUCCUUUUAUAAAGAUUUAUGGCUUAAUAAAGCUAAGUAUAAUACUAAAAUUUUUAGAAAUAUUUUCCAUUGUAUUCCGGAUGAUAAUGUUUUAAGUUGGAAAGCUUGUAAAGAAUUUGUUUCCAAAUCAAAUCCAGGUCAUAUGUGUUCAAGUCAUGCAAUUGACGAAGUGGCAGAACAGCUUGCAAGAGUUUAUGGUCAUUUAGUACAAUUUCCCUUACAAUUUAUGAAAAGAGAAAAAUUCUUUGAUUAG